AUGUUUCGCGGUGCUGUUGCGAGCCCGUACGACGAGCCGAUCGCCAAGGCGACCGACGAGAACCUUACGUCCGAGGACUGGGGAGCUAUCAUCGAGGUCUGCGACAAGGUCUCGAGCGAUCCAAAUGGCCCCAACCAAGCCGUCCAGGGCCUGAUCAAGCGACUUGCGCAUCGCAAUGCCAAUGUCCAGCUUUACACUCUCGAGCUCGGCAAUGCGCUCUCCCAGAACUGCGGCAAGCCCAUCCACCGUGAGCUCGCCAGCCGCUCCUUCACCGACGCCAUGCUCAAGCUCGCGAACGACCGGAAUACCCACCAACAAGUCAAGGCCAAGAUCCUCGAGCGCAUGAAGGAGUGGUCCGACAUGUUCAGCAAAGACGCCGACCUCGGCAUCAUGUACGAUGCCUACUUCCGCCUAAAGCAGAGCAACCCGACGCUGCAGCCGCCAUCCGCGCCCCAGAAGACCGGUCUCACCGAUGUGGAUCGUCGGAAGGAAGAGGACGAGCUGCAGAUGGCGUUGCAGCUGUCUCUGCAGGAGGAAGAGAAGAAGCGACCAGCCCCUGCGGGCGGCUCCUCAGCUGCGGGACCAAGCACAGGAGCUGGCGCAGGGUCUGGUGGUGCUGGUUCUGGUUCGGGGUCCGGGUCCGCGCAGGCGGCGCCAUCACACCCGACCGGCACAACUGCUGCUACGGUAUCACGAGUUCGAGCACAGUAUGAUUUUGUGCCUUCCGAGCCCGGCGAGCUGGAAUUCAAGAAGGGCGACGUCAUCGCGGUGCUGGAAUCCGUCUACAAGGACUGGUGGCGAGGAUCUCUGAAAGGCAAAACGGGCAUCUUCCCCCUGAACUACGUCGAGAAGCUUACGGACCCGACGCCCGACGAGCUACAUCGCGAGGCGCAGAUGGAGGCCGAGGUGUUUGCCGAGAUCAAGAACGUCGAGAAGCUCCUGACUCUUUUGAGCACAUCGAACAUGGCGCCGCGGGAAGAGGAUAAUGAGGAAAUAUCUAAAUUAUACCACCAGACCCUGGCAAUCAGGCCGAAGCUGAUCAAGCUGAUUGAGAAGUACUCGCAGAAGAAGGACGACUUUACUCAGCUGAACGAAAAGUUCAUCAAGGCGAGGAGAGACUACGAAUCCUUGUUGGAGUCUUCGAUGUCUCACCCGCCUCAACCCAACUACCACCAGUAUGCGCCGAGACCUAUGCCACAAGGCUACCCAGUCCCAGGGGGUACGCCAGGUCCAGGCAGCUUUGCGCCCCAAGGACCUCCACCCAUACAGCAACACCAAGACCCGCAGAGAUACUACACCCCUGGGCCCCAGGGACCUCCUCCGCAAGAGCAGAACCAAUACCAGGCUACAUCACCGCCUCCUAACUUCCAACGAAACACUCCGGGACCUGCCCCGUUCUACCUUCAUGGCGCAGAAGUUCCUCCCCAAGCUGGUCCACCGCCCACCCAGCACUAUGCUCCUCGAGACCAGCCUUCACGGGUAGCGGCUGGAAAGCAGCCUACCCCUAUUCAGACUUCAAGUCCGCCUCCGCAACAAACGUACCAACCUUAUUCCCAACCGCCUCCUCAAGCCGGUCAACGACCUCAGAGUACCUAUGGCAAUCCUCAAGAGUUGGCCACAUCCGCAUAUGAUUCACCCGUCGCGACCCAUCACGCUGGCGGAGCUGAUCCGUACUCGGCAUCUGUCUACUCCCAAGAAGAUUAUUUCGCCACCAGCCCGAAUACUGCGCCAUCCGCGCCUUCAGCUCCUCCCCCAGCACCUCCGGGUGCCUCCGAUGGUGUCCCGACCCCUCUAGCCAUCACAUCUCGUCCUGCUGGGCCAUCAGCGCCGUCAGCACCAUCACAGCCUCAAUACACUGCUUAUAAUCCCUACCCUCCCCAACAUCAGAACUCCUAUGACGCACCAUCGCAACCGUCUCCGCAACCCACUGGAGCAGCACCUUCUAUCCCACAUGGCCUACCACCCCACGAAUUUGCGCCACUUCCCCUGCAGCCUGGUGGCCCACACUACGACGCGCGGCACUCACUGCCAAGUCAAGCGAGUCAUCAAGAACAACCGCCUCAGCAACCUCCCCAGCAGCCGUCUCAACAGCCCCCUCAGCAGCCGCAGUAUAAGGCCUACGUACCGCCAGGCAACGAACCGAGCGCACCGCAGGACUUUUACAGACAGAGUGCCGCGUACUAA
Molecule: messenger RNA, 2184 nt
Organism: Anthostomella pinea
Lineage: Eukaryota; Fungi; Ascomycota; Sordariomycetes; Xylariales; Xylariaceae
Source: the annotation of a GenBank genome assembly